AUGGAUAAAAAGAAAUCCGCAUUUACUACACCGAAGCAAGCCAAGACAAUAUCUAAAUUCGAUAAAUCUAAAAAAGCUAAAGGCGAUUGUUUAGAUUCUAAGAGCUCAUCGCAUACGCAAUUUUUCGCAAAAGAAGAACAUGGAGAUAAAUUUAAAAAAAUAACCAAAGAUGAAUAUUUCGAUAUAUCUGAAUCUAUUUCUGGAUCAUCCGAUACAUUUCUUUGCGUUCAUGGUCCUGAAGGUAAAUUGUAUACUGAGGAAGGUCUUCUUAAGAGAAAUCUUCUCAAGGAGUUAGAUCCGAUACCAUUAGAUAGAAAUUGGAACGACAAAUGUCCGCCGGCAAAGGGUUGGGAUAUGGUACGGAUGCCAGAGUUCAUGGUUUUGGAUCCGGUGGUCGACGAACAGAUAGAACGAUUAGAAGCUCAUUUACGUGAUUUUGCAAGGACCACCAGUGGUGGAUUUUUAAUUGACAGCCUGAAUAGCGUUUGCUUGAUAUUGGAUUUUUUAAUCACUAACCUGCCACAGAAGCCACAACUAAGAGAGGGGCUUGCUUUGUUAUUGCGAAAUGUGGAAAGGCCAAUCCUCUUGCUAGUCGCUUCUGAUGUUAUAAAAUAUUUUGAUGCAUUGCAAAACUACUUUGGAUUUUUAGGCUACCUUCUAAUGCAAAUGCAGGAUGACGAUUUAUUUGAUUUGGUAUCGAAAGGAGUGCUCUGGCAAUUAUCAGCACCGGAUUCUCUGCGAGGGCACGGGGCUGCUCAGAUCCGUCAUACGUUGUCUGCUGCAGGACCAUUUCUUUAUGAGACAAUAAUUAGAAUGCUAGCUAUCUCUACUUCUCAUAGAUUUCCAACGUUUCUACAACUAGCUCUUCUACUUGCCUGCGAUUCUGUGGAUAACUGUAUGAUAAUGAUGAGAGAGAACAUAAUUGAAAACAUUUUCUAUCGCUUCAAUCCUUACUUCCCAGAAAGAGCCUUGCCUGAUUAUGACAUAAACCCCUUGAAUCCACAGGAUAUUAACGUAAAACUUGGUGAUAGCACCGUACAUAUGUCGAAUACGCUAUCCUUACUCCUCAUUCUUUUGAAGACUACGUUAGAUUUUUUGAAUAGAAAUCCUAAGCAACGGCUAUUGUUACCAUGCCCUGACAGCUAUGCUCAAAAGUGUUUCGUCUGGGCAUUCCGUUACGAGUGCAGGGCCCGGGAGCACAGGCACGAGAGAAUCACGCUCACUGUCAUCGCUACUGCUCUGUUUAAAUGCUUCAGAGAAAGAUUAACGGCCUGCUCUUCGCUGAUAAUGCUUGAUGUUAUGUCUUUGGCCGUAUUGACAGAGGUUCCACCAAGGCGAGAUUGGACACGUACAGUCAACUUUAACACUAGCCAAUUAGAUGUACAGUUCAAAAAAAUACUAAUUUUUUUCUCUGUUGACUUGAUAAAAUAUUACCCUUACAAUAAAUUUAUGAUCGAAUCCCAGUACUGGCUGUUGGGUUUAAUGUAUAUGAUAGAUCCGGGACUUUCUUGCUUAAGAGCAAAAUGGUCCACAGCUCUUUUUAGCGAACUUCGUAAAACCGCUCUUCAAGCCCUCGUUUGUACAAUCCCUCUGAUGCCGGCCAAAGUUAUAAGACGAUACGGGUUAAUUAUGAGAAUAAUGUGGUACGUUGAAUGGUAUUCAGAAAACCCCUAUGAAUUAUCUGUGUUGUACUGGUGUUUAAGAGUGCUGCAAGUAUCGAUCCAUCACAGGAACUUUGAUACAAGAUUAGAGUCAAUUCAAGAUUUAUUUGAUACGCAUGGAAUUAUAAUUUUAAUGCAUUUGUGUUAUACUCUACUUGAUCAAAAAUCACCACCAGUGGAGAAAAGUCAGGCUAUAAUAGCAUUAUGUCUUCGCCUGCUAACAAGUGCUGUGGAGUUGAACGCUAAAAUAAGUUGUUGCGUGUACCCUGAUAUAAAAUGGCCCAUAACUAUCGGAAAACUGGCCAGAAAAAUGCUCAAUGACAUAUUGUUUGCUUUGGAUAAGCAUUUAAUUAUAAAUGAAAAAUGGAUGAUAGCGUUAUUAAAUUUUAUAUGGGAAGGAAUAGUUUGGAAAAAGGAAUACAGAGAAUUUUUUGUGCUGCAAAAUGGAGUUUAUAAACUUCUCGAUCUUAUGACAUUGACAAGAGCACCCAUUCAGUGUAUUGCUAUGGCUAUCAUAUGUGAUAUUGCAAGGAGUGGAGAAGCUGUGGGUCAGCUUAUCACAUGGAGGGCUAAUAUUGGUGCCUCUAACACAUAUCCCAAUGUUGUGAAACGAGGGUCGACGAUCGCUACACUGCUCGCGGCUAUUUUUCGCGACGAAUGCUUGGCGACCGGCGUUCGCCUUAACGAAUAUGGGGUUUUAGAAGAUUUCGAAUAUCCACUUUUGUCUACGACUCUAAGAAAUAUGUUAGAGGAUCAUUUGGGCAACGAUUCUUCGGUUUGCUACACUGCAGUCGAUAUGGCAGGGUCAAGGAUGUCCAAGGCCUACGCUUUACUACAAUUACUUUCUGAAGACUUAGCGUAUAAAGUAAAUAUCGCAGAUGAAGCCUACAAUCUGUACAAAAACAUUAAAUUGACACCUGAAGAUGAGGCAAUACUUGUGUUGUGCUCACACUAUUUGACCAUUAAAUUGAAUGAAUGUUGGUACGAAACAAAGGUUCGAAGUCAGGGAUACCUGCCGCACGACGAAAGUAUCUUGAGCGAGUUUUUACACACUUGCAAGGGUUGGAUUAAAGAAAUAAAGCAGAUGCAACAAGAUGUCAUUGAAAAAGACAGAAAAAAGGAACAAGAAGACGAAAGUUCUCUAUACGCAUUCCUGGGGCGCGUGCGUUUGAACAUAGCUCUGGAGGCGCUGCGCGAGGUGCGGUGCGUGGCGCGCUCGGCGGACCGCGCGCAGAUGACGCACGCGAUGAUACACGACGCGGUGCGAGCGCAUCACCGCCGGUACACCGCUGCGAAGUCACUGCAAACCGUCGUGUUGAGGACCUAUGGACCUUCGUUAGACGAUCAGAAUAUAACUGGACAAUACGUAAAGGUAUACAGUAUCUACCCCAAGAACAAGCCAAGGCCCAAAGAAGAUUAUUCUUCAGCUUGA
Molecule: messenger RNA, 3093 nt
Organism: Zerene cesonia (dogface butterfly)
Lineage: Eukaryota; Metazoa; Arthropoda; Insecta; Lepidoptera; Pieridae
Exons: 20
Coding region: 1-3093 (1030 amino acids)
Biological process (GO): positive regulation of flagellated sperm motility
Cellular component (GO): sperm midpiece; non-motile cilium
Source: RefSeq, a predicted model, not a curated record